Molecule: messenger RNA, 2466 nt
Organism: Fonsecaea multimorphosa CBS 102226
Lineage: Eukaryota; Fungi; Ascomycota; Eurotiomycetes; Chaetothyriales; Herpotrichiellaceae
Exons: 1
Coding region: 1-2466 (821 amino acids)
Source: RefSeq, a predicted model, not a curated record
AUGAAUCACUUCGGCGCAGGCCGCCGAGCCUCUCGUUCUUUUUAUGGAAAACUCUUCAACGUCGUCCCAGAACCGGAUGCGCUUGAUUCCCAACACUCCCUCGAUCCCAUCAUUCCUGCCGCGAAAAGAAGCUAUACUGUUCAGAGUUUUUCCAGUCCCCAGGAGAGAUUUGUCGAGUACGAGAAAAUCGAACUGAGCGAUGUAUCGACUCCUAAUCCCAACCCGGCGCCGACAUUCGGUCAGCCCCUCGAGAUGCCCAAAGAAGCAAUCCGCAAAGGAUUUUGGCCAAACUCGCAUAAGCUACUGCCUCAUUUGGCUGCCAGUGCCGUCACGGUCGCAGUUGUCCAGCUGAGUUUCCGCAAUCGCUACUGGAUGGACUUGAUGGAUCCAAAUGUCCAAAUUCUGCCUGGCAUCACCCAGGGCGGCGCAAUGAACGCCCUCCAGCUGGCGGCGAAGCUCCAUGAGUUGAUUUUGGUUGCUUCAUUGGGGACCAUUGUCAUGCAUGUUGCCCAGGCGCACUUGGUUGGCAAUCACGGACUGCCGCUGGGAAUGCUCGCCAACACUUUCGCGAUCGGCUCGGGAGACUAUAUGCGGACAAAGGGCUUCUGGUCUUCGAUUUGGAGUGCGAAGGCGCACUACUGGCGGUUUGGGCUGCUCUCCGUGCUUGCCACCAUCCUGGCAACGUUGGCUGGUCCGUCUUCUGCCAUUGCAGUCAUCCCAUCUCUCAAUUGGUUCAGCGUCGACAAGCCUUUCGACAAUGACGUGUUACCCUUCUACAUCUUCAACGAGAGUACUGUCCUAUGGCCAGACAACGUGACCGGCGCCAGUGAGAAUGCUCCCAAUUCGGGCAUCGACUGCGUUACCGCUGCGAUAACGACGACCGAACAAGACGCCUGUCCCGCUGGCGGCUUCAGAGACACCUACAGCUGGGCGGGCAAUCUGCUGUUUUCCAACUCCAGCGCCGGUUCCAAUAUCAGUUUUCCUGACGCCCGUGGGGAUACUCGGAGGGUGCUGUCAACGCAGAGUUGUGCCAGCGACUUUGACGGCAGAGCGUCUGGCGUCUCGUUGAACAGCUUCAUCAGCGGAGCAUUGACGGCUUAUUGGACAUUUGCUCAGAACAACUGGCAGGGCCUUGCUCUUACUACGGCACAACCUAAGCUCAGCCUCCCCGGGCCCAUCUACGCGCCCAAGGUCGAAGUCAUGUGCAACGGCUUUGACUAUUACAACGUCUCGGAGGUCGAAGCUCGGACCCAUGUCAACUUUCCCAGUUUCACACCGGACAAGCAGCUUCCAAGUCCGGACUACAUCUUGCCGUACCACAGUACGCUCAAUGACACGACGUUUGACUGGGUUCAGAUGCCCGCGGGAACCGACAAUCCGGCCAUCGGCGCGGCGGUUAGAGUUCCUUGGGAAUACAUCGAAGUGGACGACGACAACCAGCUGAGGCAAGCAACAGAGAUUCAUGCCUGUAGCAUCUAUGCCCAAUGGGUUCCCGUCGAUGUAUUCUACGAACCGCGGACUAGCGACCAGGUUGCAUUCAACGUCAAAGGGGAGUUGACAAACACUUGCCUUUCGAGCAUGCCUCAUGAAAAGGCCGCUGUCCAUCAACCAGUCAAGAACAUGACCAUCGACAUGGCCUUCGCUAACGCCAUUAACCAGAACAUUACUUUUGUUACAGGUCCCGUCCCAGCUAUCGUCGGCAUGCUUAACCAAGCAGUCUUCCCAGACGACCGAGUUACGGACCAAGUGCUCAACGCUUUCAAAUCGCCAUUUGUCGGAAGUGCAAAGACAGGCGCCAAUGCGAAUCUCACAGAUGACGAGGUCCGACAGAGCCGUGCCACGAUGAUAUCAACCAUCUUAGCGGGCGUCAUUACCGAUGGUCUGGCCCGCAUUGCUGGCAACGGACUGUACCCGUACUCCGCUUCCAUGUUCCUGACCAACGAGACCCAGGAUGGAAGUCUUGUGGGCCGGUUCCCCGUCAGCAGUGCACAGGGCGGUGAAGACACCGUUUUGAACUCCACUGCGGCCGACACGCGCAACUGGCUUCGCAUUGACCCCGUGUUUGAGCGCUACGGGUACGGCUAUCGCUGGGAAGGCUCCAAGACCGUACAAUUCGGCAUCAUUGUCCUUUUGAUUCAUGUCGCCAUUGCGGCCAUCCAUUCGUUAUUCCUCAUCUACAAAGUCGUGAUCCAGAAGGAGGGGCUGGUGGCCGCCUGGACCACAGUCGCAGAGUUGAUCACGCUCGCGAUGAAUUCGAGCCCUUCACCGAGGUUGCAAGACACCUGCGCAGGUGUCAUGGCGGCGAAAACGUGGAGGCAGGUCGUCACCGUGAGGGAGACGUAUCCAGGUCAUUUGGAGAUGGUGGUCGGUCCUGAGGAGAAGGCCAAGCACCCGCAACCACAGGCAGGGAGGUAUUAUGGCCACGUAGCUGAAAAGCGAGAUAUCCUUGACGAAGGGGAAGCCUGA